GAAAUGUUGACUCGGCACACAUUCCGCGACACCAUGAAGAUAGGAGCGGGUGCUCAACUCAUGUUGUACAUAGCUUUCCGGAGGCGAGUGGAGUAUAACGCUACAUGAUGCCAUAUUCUUUCAUGUUCAUAUCGCCCAAGGUGGUGGCCCAAGCUCUCGUGACUUUUUUGUUAUUUUUGAUUUGCAUAUACCGCGUUAAUUACUCCAACUGCAAUUUGGUCCCAACCAAGCAAAUGUUCCUAACUUAUGCCAAAGAAGACAUGUAUUUUUCACACUUGGCUCAUUCCUUGCUAGCAACAAAUAGUUGGAGAUAGCUCUCCGUGUAACAUUAUUUGCAGUAUGAUGUGAAACAAUCAUGUCACAACGGAACAUUCCAUUCGUAUUUGGCUUUAUGGCGCCAAGCCUUAGUCACCCCUCCCUUGCUUUGCUGAUAGCCGUUUCGCGGAGGAUGUAGUUUUCAACAUGGGUAUAGUUAGUUCUACACGCUGCUA
Umbelopsis ramanniana AG is the source of this 491-nucleotide messenger RNA. RefSeq lists its product as uncharacterized. The transcript has a single exon. The record is from RefSeq and is a predicted model, not a curated record. Bases 105 to 314 code for a protein of 69 amino acids. NCBI's taxonomy places the organism in Eukaryota, Fungi, Mucoromycota, Umbelopsidomycetes, Umbelopsidales, Umbelopsidaceae.